CUUGCGUAUAUUUACCAAAAUCCCAGUAAAUACACGUUUGGGACACGUUUGAGCUUUUAUUUUGAAAUAGCGCUACUUGACCGGAAGAAGUUUUUUUUACUGGACUUUAGACGUCAGUCAGUCAGAUAAGUUAGAUGUAGUUUAUGCAGCGUUUUAGAGCACUUUUAUAUUGGUUUUAGUCUGAAGGUUGUUGUUGAAACUGCAGAGGUUAAUCCAGUUAACAGUCAUUUCAGUUUGCGUGGUGAUCUGAAUAGCUCAGUUACGUUUAGCCGCUAUGUUGACACGACAGGGAGGAUUAGCAGUGAAGUUAGCAGUGUCGAUACAAUUAACGGACUAGCCAGCUAGCUAACGAUAACACCCAGGCCAGGAGCCGACGACCACAACUGCUGUUAUCAGUCGUGUUUUUAUAUCAAGAAGAGUAUUUAUCUCCGUUGUGGUAGUCUUGCUGGGAUAAUUGUUAGCAGCAUUUUGGUGUGGCUAGCUGAGCGGAGUUAUCGUUCAUAGAGAUACAAAAACUACGCAACGUCGAGAUAAAACCUGGCUCAGCUUUCGCUUUUCAAAAUUGAUGUUUCCUGAUAAAAUGGAGUAACUGCGAAAUAAUCCAGCUGCUAUGGUGUCUGCAAUACCACUGCACCUGCCGAGUUGAACGACUGACAGAGAGACACCGGGUCCAGCAUGAAGGCCAUCGGAUCCAGACUGUCCUUCUGUGCGGGUUUCGCGGUGGGAACCCUCACUCUGUACGUGUUUCUGCGGCAGGUGUGGUUGGAGAAAAUUGUGUCAACCCAGCACGUUGAUAAAUUCCAUGACUAUCAGCAACAGCUUAAUGACGAAGAUAAGAAAGUAUGGAAGAAGGACAGGUCUGCUCUUUUUAACCUGAAACACCCUCAUCAUAAAGGCGAGGACAGCAGAAUGGCCGAUGAACUAUACAAAAAGGUCCGUAUUCUUUGCUGGGUGAUGACUGGACCCAAGAACCUGGAAAAGAAGACUCGUCACGUGAAGUCCACGUGGAGUCGGCACUGCAAUAUUGUGAUCUUCAUGAGCUCUGUGGAUGACCCUGACUUCCCCACAGUGGGCUUAAAUACAAAGGAGGGUCGGGACCAGCUGUACUGGAAAACGAUCAGGGCCUUCCAUUAUGCCUAUGAGCAUCAUGCACACGAGGCGGAUUGGUUCCUCAAGGCAGAUGAUGACACCUACGUAGUCGUGGACAACCUGCGGUGGAUUCUUGCGAACCACACGCCAGAAGAGCCAAUUUACUUUGGCCGAAGAUUCAAGCCCUACACAAAGCAGGGCUACAUGAGUGGAGGUGCGGGCUAUGUGUUGAGCAGAGAGGCACUGCGGCGAUAUGUGGAAGGAUUUAAUAGCAAAGUGUGCACUCACACUACCCCUGUAGAGGACCUGGCAAUGGGGCAGUGCAUGGAGAAAGUCGGGGUGCUGGCAGGGGACUCCAGAGACUCAUCACAUCGGGAGACAUUUCACCCAUUUGUCCCAGAGCAGCACCUCACUUCCAAGUUUCCUAAGAGCUUCUGGUAUUGGAGCUACUGCUACUACCCCAUCUCAGAGGGUCCAAACUGCUGCUCGGAUGUGUCCGUGUCUUUCCACUAUGUAAAUGCAUUACAUAUGUAUUUGAUGGAGUACUACACAUAUCACCUGCGUGCCUAUGGCUACAGAUAUCGUUACCAGCCCCCUACCCCGCGAGGAUACAGUAUUAAGGAGUCAAGUUUCCUGGAUGCUGCAGAAAGCAAGGAAGAACACAUUUCUAGGGAGAAAGUAAUAGUGGAGGGGGCCGAUCCAUCCAAUACUGACAAGAAACAGGAUGCAGAUCCUCCUCCUCCCGCUGUGGAACACCCUCCUGCUCCAGCAGGAAAAUAAGAGUAUGAAUGCGUGCGUGAAAGGAACUGAUCUUUUCAGGUCGGCGGACGUGGGUUCUGAAUGUUUCUUAAUCUUUGAUUAGAUUAAUACAGAGGUAGAAAGACAGUCCAUUUUGAUUUGAACUGUCCCCACAUUCGUAUGCGUUGCUGAAGGACUGCUCUAAUGUGAAUUGUGAACAAAAGACUGGUAUAGGGCUACGAGGUGGUUUAUGACUUUUUCUUUUCUUUUCGGGUGUAUUAGGUGUUUUUAACAUUUACUUUUUAAAUUGGGAAUAGCUGUCUUUUAAACUGCUUUUAUUUGGAAACGAACUAAAGCACUUUUUUAAACCGUGUGAAACUGGUAUGGGAACCAAGUAUUUUACAAAACCAGUUAAUUCAGAUGAACUGGACAAUCUGUUUUACCACUGUCUACAGCGAGACAGGUCUUCGUUUUGGGGUUGUUUGACUUAAUGCACUGUCGGCCUUUCAAGACAAUGAGACCCAAUUUUAUGUCUUAAGCGAACCAGACAGCAAGUAUCAAACAUAUUUAAUUACAUUUAAAUCAAAGUGCCUCACCGUGUACAAUCAUUCAAACAAGCCUUUUAGGUUUAGGAGUUUCUUUUGAAGUCACAGUUGGUUGCCUCCCAAACUUGUUUCAUGCUGCAUUCAUGUGUUAAAUGAACAGAACAAGUUAAACACAUUACACCCGUCCCAAAACCCCACAAACUAUAGAAACAAAGUAAAGCAGUUUAGUUCCUAUUUCUCUACGGCUAAUGGACAUACAUGAUUUGACCAUGACGUUUUAAAUGAAUGGUCCAAAAGACUAAAUGUAUACAGUCCAGCCAAAGAUUUCUCAGAGGGGGAUGACAUCAGACUGAAGGCAGGCUGGUCAAAAUGUGUCAUUUUGGGUAAUAAUGAAGUAAUAUCCGGGUGCCUCUUGUUUGUUUCUAACUGAUGUAUGUUCACUUUAUUUUAAACUUUCAUGAUGUGUGUCUGUUCCCGACCUUGUGUUAGUUUGACCUAAAUUCCAUCUGUGGUGAUAAGACACACCUGCACAGGGAAGCAGUUUGCCUUUCUUUAUCUUGAAAUGCACCCUUCUCCAAACAGCCUGUGUUGCACGCUUCCCUACCCAUGCUCCAUGAACCUGUCAGUGGAGACACACACUUCCCAGUUCCCUUCAUCUCUUAAAUGACUCAUCAGCUUGUGCCUUGUAAAUGUGGGAGUGUUUGAGCCGUCAGCUGCACACAUGACUCUGCACUGUGACUUUACCCUGAUGAGAGCGAUGCUUUCAGAUAGACUGUCGUUUUAUUGAAUCCUUCCAAAGUAAUAAGCAUGGCCUUAGUACAAGCCAGCGAUUACUCGUUCAACAAUGUUGUGAAUUUCUUUUUUUCAAUUUUGGGUUGACCAGAGCUUUUGUAUAUUUAAAACUAAUCACACCAAACAAAUAAUUACAUUGGCCGUGUGAUUAAGCAGUUACCAAAUACAGAAACUGGCUUUAGGAAUCAGGCAGGAUUCAGUGAUGAUUCAAGCAGAACACAAUUGUCAAUGUAUGAGAGAAUGAAAUGCACUUUUGAGUGUUUAUAAUUAUAAUUGCUGUUUUUGUUUUUAACCACUUAAACUUCUUGUAGUCCUUCACAGAUUAAGAUGUUUGAGGUAUUUAAUGCCUUUUGUUCGUGUUUACUCGCCUUCUGUACAUGAGCACACAGCAUGUUCAGUUUUCUUUUUUUUUAAAAGGACCUGUCCAGUUUAAACCAAAUCAACAAGGUACUCAAAAUGGAUCCUUUUGAAAUUAAUUUGAAAUAGAAUGAUAUUUGAGGACUUUGGUGCCCAAACCUCCACCUUUGGUUUCUGAUGCUAGUGAUACAACACUUUCAGUCCUUGACAAUCUACUCCCAACAUCUAAAUUGUAUCCGAGGGAAGGGUGUACAGAACUGUAUUUAUAUUUGAAAAGUAUUUAUGUUGCUAUUGGAGUCUUAAUUGAGUCGAUCCAGUUUAGUGUGUAAAUGGUUUUGUGUGAGUGUCAGCACAUGAGAUCAGUGUGAAGUAUCAUUGUCAAUCAAUGCUACUUUAAUCACUAUAAAUAAAUACAUAUUUUAUUGUA
This is a messenger RNA of Eleginops maclovinus (Patagonian blennie), 3948 nucleotides long. It is a transcript of the gene c1galt1lb, whose product is annotated as core 1 synthase, glycoprotein-N-acetylgalactosamine 3-beta-galactosyltransferase 1, like b. The transcript is spliced from 4 exons. Lineage: Eukaryota; Metazoa; Chordata; Actinopteri; Perciformes; Eleginopidae. The coding region runs from base 676 to 1869 and encodes 397 amino acids. Gene Ontology annotation, cellular component: membrane. Gene Ontology annotation, molecular function: N-acetylgalactosaminide beta-1,3-galactosyltransferase activity. The record is from RefSeq and is a predicted model, not a curated record.